Coffea eugenioides is the source of this 1753-nucleotide messenger RNA. RefSeq names its product phosphatidylinositol transfer protein 3-like. The coding region runs from base 457 to 1314 and encodes 285 amino acids. NCBI's taxonomy places the organism in Eukaryota, Viridiplantae, Streptophyta, Magnoliopsida, Gentianales, Rubiaceae. The record is from RefSeq and is a predicted model, not a curated record. The transcript is spliced from 6 exons.
CAGGUGGUGGAGGAGGAGGAAAUGGGAAAGAAAGCCAGAAAGGGGAAGAGGAUGGAAGUUUCCAACAUUGACCAGGCUUUUUUGACGGGACGAUUCCACCAUUUGUCGCUUUUGUCAUCCCCACAAAAAUUAAAAGACCUCUGUGUCUCUCUAUCUUUCCCUUAUCUUUCCCUCUUCCUCAUGCUACCUACUUUGUGUUUUUCCAUUCAUUAACGGCCCGCCAUUAGUCAUCACCACUCACAGGACUAUUUAUUCCUACCCAACAGUAGCCCACCAGCAUUCAAUUCUAACUGUUAAGCUUCUCCCAGCUCCCUCGGACCCCCCCAAAAAAAAAAAAAAAAAACAGCAUCAGCAACAAGAAUAAUAAUAGAAGCAGCUGCUGAACUUUUCCUCCUGAUUUUCUCUCUAAAUUUUGGGGUCCAAUAAUAGAGCUGGGAGAGAGAGUCAUCGAAAAACAUGAGUUCCUAUCUACGCCAGAAAUUCCGAUUUUCUUCUAUCUGGUCGUCGUCUUCAUCAUCAUCGGAAGAGGAAAAAGAGACUGAGACUGAGAGGGAGGAACUGGCACCUCUAGAGCAUCAGGUGCAAGAAGAAGAAAAAGAUCAGCAAGAUACCUCCAAACUGGACGAGAUCGAGAGGACUAAAAUCAAGGUCAUGAGAGACCUGGUCCAAAGGCAGGAUCCCUCUUCCAAGGACGUGGAUGACUUUAUGAUCAGGAGAUUUCUCAGAGCCCGUGAUCUCGACAUUGACAAGGCCUCAGCUUUAUUUCUCAAGUACUUGAGCUGGAGAAAAGAAUUUGUUCCAAAUGGCUCCAUAUCUCCAUCAGAAAUUCCAAAUGAGCUUGCUCAUGAGAAAUUGUUCAUGCAAGGACAUGAUAAGUUGGGGCGUCCCAUUGUGGUGGUCUUUGGUGGACGUCAUAAACCCAAGAACCUUGAAGAGUUCAAACGUUUUGUUACUUUCAGCCUUGACAAAAUAUGUGCUAGAAUGCCAAGUGGACAGGAGAAGUUUGUUUGCAUUGCUGACCUUGAAGGAUGGGGGUAUACGAAUAGUGAUGUUCGUGGUUACGUAGCAGCUUUAUCCAUUCUGCAGGAUUGCUAUCCAGAGAGGCUAGGCAAGCUAUUCAUAGUCCAUGUGCCUUACAUCUUCAUGACUGCAUGGAAGGUUGUCUACCCAUUUAUUGACAGUAAAACAAAGAAGAAGAUUGUAUUCGUUGAGGACAAAAAACUAGGAUCAACCUUGCAACGUGACAUUGAUGAGAGUCAACUUCCGGAGACAUACGGAGGCAAACUACCACUAGUUGCAAUUCAGGGUUGCUGAAUGCAGAUAUCCGAUGAUCUUUACCUAGUCUGUUUUCCAACUCCCCUCUGCUUAAUUAGCUUCACUUGUUGGAGGUGCAGAAAUCUCAUCUACCUGUUCCCCGGGAGCAAAACUUCAGUCCUAUGGCAUCGUCAGCAUAUAGAUAAAUUGGUUUGUGUCGGAACAUCUUUUACUGCACCAUUAUUCUUUUAGUAGGCACCGGUAUAAUUUUACAGAACCACGAAGGGAUGUCUGUUGUCAUUAUAGUAAUACGUAUACGAUUUGCUUAACCAGCAGCUGAUCUCGGCUUUUGAACUUCAAUAUGUACCCAUUUAUUUCAAUUAUAAUAACACUCAAUAGCAACUUUUGUGAUCGUUUUCUUCAAGGUGUUAUCCCAUCUGGUCCUGUUGUAUUGUCACUUGUGACGCCAAGUCGGUGCUAAAUAAAUGCCUUUACUGCA